AUGUCAGCAUCCAGUUCUGGUGCUCAAGCUAUCUGCCCAUGGGCGUUCAUGGGAUUCCUUGACUCGACUACUCCUCCGUCCACAGCUCCUCCUCCGCCCAAGGCGAAAACUUUCGCAUCAAUUGUUUCAGAUUCAAUUGAAUCAUCGGUGUCUCUUACCCAACUACCUGCACCGAUUGUUCGCGGAGAUAAAACAUACAUUAAGAUCAAUGAGGCUCUUUAUCAGGAGCAAUUGAAAAGUUUCAAAACCAACCUCCUUGGUCGUCUACUACUCCGUAAAGGCUCUGCACCUUUGAAGACUGCUGAUCUCAAGGGUAUGCUUAACACUCUGUGGAAGCCCUCAGCUCCAUGGCGUCUUGUUCCGCUGGGGAAAGGAUACUUCGACAUUCACUUUGCAAUAGAGGAUGAUUUGCGAAGAGUUUGGGGAGGGGGUACAUGCACCCUUGCUACUGGUAUUUUCAGAUUGGCUCAAUGGAAGCCAGAUUUUGUGCCGGGAGACGUUCUUCCACAGACCCAUGCUCAACAUCUAAUGGAGCAUGCUCAUGGAGUGGGCACUCCAUUGCAAUUAGACCGGGCUACGAAGGAGCGUGAGUUUGGCUAUUAUGCCAGAAUUUUAGUAGAUGUGGAUCUUGCCAGGGAAUUACCAUCUUCGUUGAUGAUCGAGCGUGAAAAUCAUUGUUUUCCCAUUGAAGUGGUCUAUGAAAAUUUGUGCACCCAUUGUGGUUUGGUUGGCCAUACUACUGAUCGUUGUAAGCAACUAAACGACAAGGAACAAAGGAACAAGAAACAGCGUGAGAAGCCUUCUCAGCCUUUGACUAUUGUAGUGCGUCAAGAGUACAAGGUAAAGCGUAAUGUGGUCACUUCUGAUAUUAGGCAUGAUAUGCAUAUGGUCUAUGCUUCUCCACCAAAUAUGACUAAUGAAAUUGUUACAAAGGAUCAACAUGCUGCUCCAACUCUGACAGUUGAUGACGACUCUCCUAAGGUCUAA
Molecule: messenger RNA, 987 nt
Organism: Rosa chinensis
Lineage: Eukaryota; Viridiplantae; Streptophyta; Magnoliopsida; Rosales; Rosaceae
Exons: 1
Coding region: 1-987 (328 amino acids)
Source: RefSeq, a predicted model, not a curated record